CUGACAUCAAGACAAGAAUUCACUGACAAGACUAUUGAAUUGCAUGUCAAUAUUAGUAAAUUUGACUGGUCAGCCAGUGAUGACCCUUUCAACUGCAUUGUUGGCAUGGUCGAUGAGAAGUCUUGGGCAGGAGAGUGCAACAAAUGUCUGUCAGAUUUAAAGCGAAAGAAAGAUUCUGUCCAAGUUAUUGCUGCGGAACAAGGUGACACAGCGGGUGAACCUGAUAUUACUCCAGAUGCACCUGAUGAUGUCAACGAGGAUGAUCAAGCACCGAAGUCUGAAAAGCGAAAGGCUACAGAACAACUCCUAGAAGAAUGA
Molecule: messenger RNA, 318 nt
Organism: Paramuricea clavata
Lineage: Eukaryota; Metazoa; Cnidaria; Anthozoa; Malacalcyonacea; Plexauridae
Source: the annotation of a GenBank genome assembly